Messenger RNA from Neoarius graeffei (lesser salmon catfish), 3117 nucleotides. RefSeq names its product adenylate kinase 5 (gene ak5). Gene Ontology annotation, molecular function: ATP binding; nucleoside diphosphate kinase activity. The record is from RefSeq and is a predicted model, not a curated record. Bases 324 to 2012 code for a protein of 562 amino acids. Gene Ontology annotation, cellular component: cytosol; cytoplasm. The transcript is spliced from 14 exons. NCBI's taxonomy places the organism in Eukaryota, Metazoa, Chordata, Actinopteri, Siluriformes, Ariidae. Gene Ontology annotation, biological process: nucleoside triphosphate biosynthetic process.
AAUUGAGAGUGCGUGUUUUGCUUUUUAUAAAUGGAUAUAAUGCGAGUCAUGGCUGGUUGAAAAAAAAAGUGGAAGGAAAAUUUGUUCAAAAUCGUGAUUGGGAUUCGAAAGUGUGGGGUACAACCUGGCAACCCGGCUUAUGAAAAAGCAGUGUGUCGGCGUUCAGCAACUUCCACACUUGCUGCUGAGUGGAGGGGGGCUUGCUGGGAGCCAGAGUGGCACACACACGACCAGAUCUGUAGAGAAUCCAGUUAAACGGCGCACGAGGAUUGUUUGUUUGUUUAUUAUUGUUAUUUGUUUAACGCUUAAUUCCAGCGCGAGACAUGAACGUGAAUGAUGCCAAGGAGUAUCUCUCCAGGAGAGAAAUCCCCCAGCUGAUGGAGAGUUUACUGACGGGACUGAUGUAUUACCGGCCGGACGAUCCCAUCGAGUACAUGGAGUCAUGCCUGAAGAAGGUGCGAGAGCUCGGCGGGACCGAAAAAGUGAGGUGGGACACUUUUGUAGGACAGGAGAAGAAGUCUCUGCCACCGCUCAAUGGAGGCCAAUCGCGACGGUCUUUCUUCCGCAACGUGCUACCCGACAGGUACGAGCGCCUGCCACCCAUCCACCAGUUCUCCAUCGAGAGCGACUCGGACUUGUCUGAAACAGCGGAGCUGAUUGAAGAGUAUGAAGUGUUUGACCCAUCCAGACCGCGGCCCAAAGUCAUCCUCAUCAUCGGUGGCCCGGGCAGCGGUAAAGGCACACAGAGCCUGAAGAUUGCAGAGCGCUAUGGUUUCGAGUACGUCUCCGUGGGUGAACUGCUGCGAAAGAAGAUGAUCCACAAUGCAACCAGCAACAGAAAGUGGAGUCUGAUCGCCCGGAUCAUUACUAACGGCGAACUGGCACCUCAGGAGACGACGAUCACCGAGAUCAAGCAGAAGAUCAUGAAGCUACCGGACGCCAGCGGAAUAGUCAUUGACGGAUUUCCUCGGGAUGUCGCGCAGGCACUUUCUUUUGAAGAUCAGAUUUGUACUCCAGACCUGGUGGUGUUCCUGGCGUGCUCUAACCAGCGUUUAAAGGAGCGUUUGGAGAAGCGAGCGGAGCAGCAGGGACGGCCGGAUGAUAACCCCAAAGCCACCGAGCGACGUCUCGCUAACUUCAAACAGAACGCAGUACCACUGGUGAAGUACUUCCAGGAGAAAGGCCUCAUCAUCACGCUGGACGCAGACCGAGACGAGGACGAAGUCUUCUCAGACAUCAGCAUGAUGGUGGAUAACAAGCUUUUCCCCACCAAAGAACCCAUCGCAGGCCCGAGUGAGCUUGACCUGAGUGUGCUAGCUGACAGCACCAGCCUCGCCGACGUUCCAUCCAGAUUUGACGAGCAGGCUAUCGAAGAGGAGGAGGAGCAGGCAGAGGCGGCGGGAUACGCAGAACAUACGGCAGAACGUUUGCCCAUUGAGAAGAGGAAACCAAAGGUCAUCUUCGUGAUCGGUGGUCCCAGCUCAGGUAAAGCCCUGCAGUGUGAGAAGAUGGAGGAGCGUUACGGUUUGAAGCGUCUCUGUCCCGGGGACCUGCUGUGCAGCGAGCUGCAGUCGCACAGCGACCGGGGACGCUUCCUCCGAGAACUGCUCGAGACGGGACGACAACUUCCUGAGGAGACGCUGUUGGAUCUGCUGUGCCAGUCGAUGGAGUCUACGGUGCGACAGGGGAAAGGAUUCCUGGUCAGCGGCUUCCCGCGGGAUCUGAGACAGGCGGAGGACUACGAGGCCAAGUUGGGCCAGCCCAGCGCCGUCCUACUACUCGAUUGCUUGGUGCCCACCAUGACGAGACGUCUCCAGCAGAGGGCGAUGUCCAGCCUGCGCCCCACAGACGCCUGCCACAGGGACGCCCGUCUCCGUGUGGAGAGUUUCUGCAGCACCGUGACCCCCGUGGCCACCCACUACGACACACUCGGGCUCCUGCACAAGAUUGAUGCCGAACAGCCCCCUGAAGAUGUAUUUGAGCAGAUCUGCCUGGUCCUGGACUCCUGUUAAAACACCAUGGAGCUCGACAGAACAUCACUCCUCAGCAUCACCGUCAUAUUGGAAAAGGAACAAGCUGUGACUUCACGCUCAGACCUUCUCUCUGCUCCACCAACGUUAGCUCUCUGUAUGAACUACUUAAGCUCCACCUAGCAUGGACCGAGACACAUCAUUUAUCCUUCUCUCUCUCUCCGUAUUCCAACAAACUCCGCCUCCUGUAUUAGAUCGGCUAGUGAGUACACGUUACGGAGCUCUAAACCAAGACGACUUUCUUGAUAGUUAUACAAUUAGAACGUUUUUGCAGGACUUGGCUAAUAAGGAAACAGAAUGAUCAAAGGUGGACGUGGCUUUAACAUACUCUAAUAAUCCUAACCGAUCAUAAUGCAGGAGAAGUGUUUUUUUUUUGGUCAGAAUACUGAUUUUCAUACACAAGUUGAAAACAUGUAACUGUAUUUUAAGCUUUCUGAAAAAAAACGCCGUUCUUCGUAAGUCCGAGACGUUUCAAAAGAUGCAAUGAAAUUUUGGAUUUGCACGAAUUUAAACCGGGUUGAGAUUUGGUCUUUGUAACAGAUUUGACUUUGCAAUAUUGUUAAAAAAAAAAAAAUGUAUUUUUCCUUCUCGUGAUCUUCAGGAAAUUUUGGAUGAUGCAGAAUAGGGAUUGUGUGAAAAAGCAUGCUGUACACAUUUGAGUAUUUUAUUAAUAGUUUAAAGCGACGCCCACGACUCGAACGUAAUCGUUGCAACACCUGUACGAUGAAGCUGAUUUAGGACGGAGAGAUUUUCUCCGUCCGCGAAGUCUUUCCUGAACAAGUGCACAAAAUCCCUGUAAAUAAACACGAUUUGACUCAAGUUUGGACUUGCAGCAUUUAUAUUGUAACCAGAUGGACAGAAAGUUGGAAAUGGAGCAAUACUUCUCAUUCACUCUCUUCCCAUCUACUACCUGCUCUGUAAGCAUGUCAGAAAAGCAUUAAACCAGUUGCUUUUGUGUAAAAACUUCACAGGCUUUGUACUUGUCUCGACCAGUCUCUCGGCCCAGGCUGAUAGAGCGGACGAGUUUCACACUGAAAUCCUGCUGUUACUGUAUUCCUUCUGAAAUAAAGAUUUCAUAUCUUAUAAA